AUGUCCAUCAGUCAGCUUGAUCCUAGUUUGAUGGAAUUGACCCCAUUGGCUGAAAUUUUGGCCCAAUCCCCAAGCAGUGGGCCAAAUGUCUCUCAUCUCAACCUUGGGACCAAUUUGUUGCCCAAGGCUGCAGACCAGAACGACUCUCCAAAAAAUACUCAAGGUGUUCCAAUUAAGAAGGGUCCCCAACCACAACAAACCAAAGAUAAGAAGAUCUUGUACCAUGCUGAACAGGAGCAAAUCAAGAAGGAAAAAGCUGUCAGUCUAUGUGAUGCCAAGACAAGUGUCCUCUAG
Messenger RNA from Puccinia graminis f. sp. tritici CRL 75-36-700-3, 294 nucleotides. RefSeq lists its product as uncharacterized. Lineage: Eukaryota; Fungi; Basidiomycota; Pucciniomycetes; Pucciniales; Pucciniaceae. The transcript is spliced from 2 exons. Bases 1 to 294 code for a protein of 97 amino acids. The record is from RefSeq and is a predicted model, not a curated record.